Molecule: messenger RNA, 6280 nt
Organism: Arvicola amphibius (Eurasian water vole)
Lineage: Eukaryota; Metazoa; Chordata; Mammalia; Rodentia; Cricetidae
Gene: Mtr
Product: 5-methyltetrahydrofolate-homocysteine methyltransferase
Exons: 33
Coding region: 390-4151 (1253 amino acids)
Biological process (GO): pteridine-containing compound metabolic process
Molecular function (GO): zinc ion binding; cobalamin binding; methionine synthase activity
Source: RefSeq, a predicted model, not a curated record
UUGAGCAUAGACCUAACGGGGCUGUAGCCGAGGUCGGUGGCGGCGUGUGGCCAUUUCCACGUCGUUCUUCCUUGAAGUGUUUUGUUGCAGUCGCGCGCGGGUGACCGCGAGCUCUGUGCUUGAGAGUUCCGUAAGAAGCGCGUGCCCGCGGCGCGCACUCGGAGGCCCCGCGUGUCGGCUCUGGAGCUUCAGGCUCCUGGGUCUCGUGGGUCAGUUCGUCAGGCCAGUCAGCGCUGGCUGGAGCCGCCCGCGGUGGAAUUCUCUGGAGAUCACGCCUUCCCUGCUUGUGGUGGACGCUGGGCGGCGGCGUGUCGCCUGAGCUGUCGCAACCCGGUAACGCCUCCACCCAGGUCGAGCGGAUCCGUCGGUGCCUCAGCUCCUCAGGAGAGAUGAAGAAAACCCUGAAGGAUGAGAUUGAAGCCAUUCUUAAGAAGAGGAUUAUGGUGCUGGAUGGUGGGAUGGGGACCAUGAUCCAGCAGUACAAACUGAAUGAAGACAGUUUCCAAGGUCAAGAAUUUAAAGAUCACACCAGGCCACUGAAAGGCAACAAUGACAUCUUAAGUAUAACCCAACCUGAUAUUAUUUACCAAAUUCAUAAGGAAUACUUGCUGGCUGGAGCAGAUAUCAUUGAAACAAACACUUUCAGCAGCACUUGUAUUGCCCAAGCUGACUAUGGCCUUGAACACUUGGCCUACCGGAUGAACAAGUGCUCUGCAGAUGUGGCCAGAAGAGCUGCUGAGGAGAUAACUCUGCAGACAGGAAUCAAGAGGUUUGUGGCUGGAGCUCUGGGCCCUACUAAUAAGACACUUUCUGUCUCCCCAUCUGUGGAAAGGCCAGAUUAUAGGAAUGUCACAUUCGAUGAGCUUGUUGAAGCAUACCAGGAGCAGGCCAAAGGACUGCUAGAUGGUGGCGUGGAUAUCUUACUCAUUGAAACUAUUUUCGAUACAGCCAAUGCCAAAGCAGCCUUGUUUGCACUCCAGAAACUCUUUGAAGAGAAUUAUGCUCCUCCCCGACCUAUCUUUAUUUCUGGGACCAUUGUUGAUAAAAGUGGACGGACUCUUUCUGGCCAGACAGGAGAGGCGUUUGUCAUCAGCGUGUCUCAUUCAGACCCACUGUGCAUUGGAUUAAAUUGUGCUCUGGGUGCAGCUGAAAUGAGGCCUUUCAUUGAAACAAUUGGAAAAUGUACAACAGCCUAUGUCCUCUGUUACCCAAAUGCAGGUCUUCCCAAUACUUUUGGUGACUAUGAUGAAACACCAUCCAUGAUGGCCAAUCACCUAAAGGACUUUGCUAUGGAUGGCUUGGUGAAUAUAGUUGGUGGCUGCUGUGGUUCAACACCUGAUCAUAUCAGGGAAAUCGCUGAAGCUGUGAAAAAUUGUAAGCCUAGAGUUCCACCAGCUAGUGUUUUUGAAGGACAUAUGUUACUAUCUGGUCUCGAGCCCUUCAGGAUUGGACCAUACACCAAUUUUGUUAACAUUGGAGAGCGCUGUAACGUGGCAGGAUCCAAGAAGUUUGCUAAACUCAUCAUGGCAGGAAACUAUGAUGAAGCCCUGAGCAUUGCCAAAGUACAGGUGGAAAUGGGAGCUCAGGUGCUCGAUAUCAACAUGGAUGAUGGCAUGCUGGAUGGUCCCACUGCAAUGACCAGAUUUUGCAACUUUAUUGCCUCUGAACCUGACAUCGCCAAGGUGCCACUGUGCAUCGACUCUUCCAAUUUUGCUGUGAUUGAAGCUGGGUUGAAGUGCUGCCAAGGGAAGUGCAUAGUCAAUAGCAUCAGUCUGAAGGAGGGGGAGCAGGACUUCUUGGAGAAGGCCAGGAAGAUAAAGAAAUUUGGAGCUGCUGUGGUGGUUAUGGCUUUUGAUGAGGAAGGACAGGCAACAGAAACAGAUGUUAAAAUCAGUAUAUGCACCCGAGCCUACCAUCUACUUGUGGAAAAACUGAGCUUCAAUCCAAAUGACAUUAUCUUUGACCCCAACAUUCUUACCAUUGGUACUGGAAUGGAAGAACAUAACUUGUAUGCUAUCAAUUUUAUUCAUGCAACAAGAAUCAUUAAAGAAACAUUACCAGGAGUCAGAAUAAGUGGAGGUCUUUCUAACUUGUCCUUCUCCUUCCGAGGGAUGGAAGCCAUUCGAGAAGCAAUGCAUGGUGUUUUCCUUUACCAUGCGAUCAAGUUUGGUAUGGACAUGGGGAUAGUCAAUGCAGGCAAUCUACCCGUGUAUGAUGAUAUCCAAAAAGACCUUCUUCAGCUCUGUGAAGACCUCAUCUGGAACAAAGACCCUGAGGCUACUGAAAAACUCUUACGAUAUGCCCAGACUCAUGGCAAAGGAGGGAAGAAAGUCAUCCAGACAGAUGAGUGGAGGAGUGGCUCCAUUGAAGAGCGUCUUGAGUAUGCUCUCGUGAAGGGCAUUGAAAAGCAUAUUGUUGAAGAUACUGAAGAAGCCAGGUUAAACCAGGAAAAAUACCCCCGACCUCUGAAUAUAAUUGAAGGGCCUCUAAUGAAUGGCAUGAAAGUGGUUGGUGAUCUUUUUGGAGCUGGAAAAAUGUUUCUACCUCAGGUUAUAAAGUCAGCCCGUGUCAUGAAGAAGGCUGUUGGACACCUUAUCCCUUUCAUGGAAAAAGAAAGAGAAGAAGCAAGAAUUCUUAAUGGUUCGGUUGAAGAAGAGGACCCUUACCAAGGCACCAUUGUGCUGGCCACUGUUAAAGGUGAUGUGCACGACAUAGGCAAGAACAUUGUUGGUGUGGUGCUAGGAUGCAAUAAUUUCCGAGUUAUUGAUUUAGGAGUCAUGACUCCCUGUGAUAAGAUACUUCAAGCAGCUCUUGACCACAGAGCAGAUAUAAUUGGCUUAUCAGGACUCAUCACUCCAUCCCUGGAUGAAAUGAUUUUUGUUGCUAAGGAAAUGGAGAGGUUGGCUAUAAAUAUUCCGUUGUUGAUAGGAGGAGCAACAACUUCAAGAACCCACACAGCAGUUAAAAUAGCUCCACGGUACAGCGCGCCAGUAAUCCAUGUCCUAGAUGCAUCCAAGAGUGUGGUGGUGUGUUCUCAGCUGUUAGAUGAAAAUCUGAAAAAUGACUACAUUGAAGAAAUACAGGAAGAGUAUGAAGAUAUUAGACAGGAUCAUUAUGAGUCUCUCAAGGAGAGAAAAUACUUAUCCCUAACUCAAGCCAGAAAAAAUGGUUUCCACAUCGAUUGGCUGUCUGAACCUCACCCAGUGAAGCCCACAUUUCUUGGGACCCAGGUCUUUGAAGACUACAACCUGCAAACGCUGGUGGACUACAUUGACUGGAAGCCUUUCUUUGAUGUCUGGCAGCUCCGGGGCAAGUACCCGAAUAGAGGCUUCCCCAAGAUAUUUAACGACAAAACAGUAGGUAAAGAAGCCAGAAAGGUAUAUGAUGAUGCUCAGAAUAUGCUGAACAUACUGAUAAGUCAAAAGAAACUCCAGGCCAGGGGUGUGGUUGGAUUCUGGCCAGCACAGAGUGUCCAGGAUGACAUCCACUUGUAUGCAGAGGGUGUGGUACCCCAGGCUUCGGAGCCCAUAGCCACCUUCUAUGGGCUGAGGCAGCAGGCUGAGAAGGACUCCUCCAGUACAGACCCCUACCACUGCCUCUCAGACUUCAUUGCUCCUCUGCAUUCUGGUGUCCGCGACUACUUGGGUCUGUUUGCUGUUGCCUGCUUUGGGGUUGAAGACCUGAGUAAAGCCUACGAGGAUGAUGGCGAUGACUACAGCAGCAUCAUGGUGAAGGCAUUGGGGGACCGGCUGGCAGAGGCCUUUGCAGAGGAGCUCCAUGAGAGAGUUCGCCGAGAACUGUGGGCUUACUGCAGCAGUGAGCAGUUGGAUGUUACAGACUUGCGCAAACUCCGGUAUGAAGGCAUCCGGCCAGCUCCUGGUUACCCCAGCCAGCCUGACCAUACUGAGAAGCUCACCAUGUGGAGACUGGCCAACAUUGAGCAGGCUACAGGCAUCAGUUUGACAGAAUCCUUGGCGAUGGCACCUGCUUCAGCAGUAUCAGGCCUCUACUUCUCCAAUGUAAAGUCUAAAUACUUUGCUGUGGGCAAAGUUUCCAAGGAUCAGAUUGAAGAUUAUGCUUUGAGGAAGGACAUGCCUGUGGCCGAGGUGGAGAAAUGGCUUGGCCCUAUUCUGGGAUAUGAUACAGACUGACUUCUUUCUCUGUCGUGCCCGCUCUUUUUUUUUUCUUUAAAACCUUUAUGUUUGCUGACCUCAGGGGGGUACAAUCCAGAGUGCCUUAGAAAUAACAACAAAAGCACCUUGCGCUGCUGGCCUCCCCCACUGCCAUUGUUGGAAGGCUGGUUGGUGGCAGGUGAUAUAGAGCAGGUCUUCUGGGGUCCUAGAACAUAAGUACUUUUUCAGGGACCUUAAAUGAGGUGCAUCAAGGUGCCAAGGCUCAUGGUGUCGUUAGGUCAUUAGAAUUGGAGCAAGCAGAAGACAUCUUUUGCAUUUCAAAGCAAGUCAACUAGCUUUUCCCCAUUUUAGCCUUUGACCUAGGAGGGCAUUUGUGCCUGUUUUUUGUUGUUUGGUUUUUUUGUUUGUUUUUAUUGUUUUUCUCACAUUUGAAAAAAGGUCCUGAAAAUAAGUUGAAUAGGGGAAUGUAUAAAGAAAUGUGACAUUUCAAUCUAAGUGUUUCAACAGUAGGCUUGGACAGGGAGGAAGGUGUUCCUCUCUUUUCUCCUGCAAGACCAUAUUUUCUGAGGUUCAACUAACUGACUGUAGAAUUCUUUGGCAGAGGCCUACUCACUGCUUGCUGGACAGAAAUACUGGAACUGUUUGCCCUGGUGUGCUGGUGUGGCUAGGCACAGUCACAUUUUCCAUGCUUGUAGUUUCUUGGUCCCUUGCACUACUGGAAAAAUGGAAGAGAAAGAUAGUGACUUCCAAGGGUAUUAUUUAACAUCUAGCUGUUCUCAGAAUGAGUAGGCUCUCAGCUGAGCCCUGGUAUUUGUGCAGAGCUGAACCUGUGGGUGGCUAAGCCACGCAGUUCUUUGCCUGUACCUGACUCCAAAAUCAUAUAUUUUGGAUAUACUAUACUGUUUUGCUCUUUGUUAUUUCUGGAAAGAUUGUUCAGAGCAUUAGGCUCUGAAAACGAGACUUCAACAUCAACUUUGCUGUGUAACUUCCAUGUGACAUAAGCCAAGUGCUCAGUCUUCCCAGCGUUAUCUGCUCAUCUAUAAAAUGAGAACAGUGAUCUUAAUUUCUGUCUCAUUGGGUGAGGUUUAAACAGGAUUGUGCAUAGAGACAGCUCAGAUACACACAGAUGUCUAAGUGGAUGUCUGUAGAGCUCUGUAGUCUUAGCACUAUAGGUCCUCAUGAAAAGAAGAAAAGCUCAAAAGAGGAGGUAGUGUAGGGAAAUAUGUGUGGGAAUCUUGGGGCAACAACAGGAUAUCUGAGAGGAGUGUCAGUGAGGGUCUAGUGAUGGUGUGCCAGAGGCCUUGAACCAGACCAGUGGCUCAUUGCAAUGAAUAUUUGUGAUGGGACUGAUUGGACAGAAGGGUAUAAUGCAUGACACACCCACUGCAGCUCCCAAUGCUACUAGGAGGAAUGAAGAGGUGUUUGCUUUGAGAGGGCAUUUUUAAAAAAAGUAACUGAUAAGGGAUUAGUAACCAGAAUGUAUAAAAAUUUUCUUCUCGAAAAAAGAAUAGGAAAGCCGUCUCAUGAGGCUGGUGAGCAGAUGUUUUGUGGUGAUGAGAAGUGUGGGAUUCUGUUUUCUGUAUGUAACAUUUGCAAGACCAUCUGUAGGUAGUCACACAUGCUUCACGUCACUGCUUGAGAAUUGUUACACCUCACAGAUGGGAGCAUCUGCAGAAUGAAUGUGGGCAGAGCUCCUCGUCAUGUUCAACCAUGUCUUACGUUUUGGCCGUGGCAAUAUAGUCAUGUUAGUAACCGAUAACUGAAGUUCUGUCCAUGCGAGAAUGGUUUCCUAAGGUGCCCUCAGGUACAUGGUGCAGUGAAGGUGAUAAGGGCAAUCUUGCGACCACUUAAAGCAUGAUGCCUAAUUUAUUGAUUUCAGAAGUGUAAGACCAAAGAAUAUAUGUGGUAGCUACAUAUGCUUUAAAGUCUUACAAAGUUACAGAAAAUCCAAAAGUAAACUUAGUGAUAGAUAGCCUAUGGGGGGAGGAGUAAAAAGGGCCAGAGAAGUACACAGCUGAAUUAUGAAAUUACUUUAGUUCUUGGACGUGAGGGUUAUGGCUGUUUACAGCAUUUUUGUAUAUUUUAGAUUUGCUAUAUUUAAUGUGUAUUUAAUAUAUUUUAAACAAUAAAGUGGAAUAGUAACUGCA